Molecule: messenger RNA, 1277 nt
Organism: Pundamilia nyererei
Lineage: Eukaryota; Metazoa; Chordata; Actinopteri; Cichliformes; Cichlidae
Exons: 6
Coding region: 12-758 (248 amino acids)
Biological process (GO): response to bacterium
Source: RefSeq, a predicted model, not a curated record
UUUUCUGCACAAUGGCUUUUUCACUGCUGGCUUUUUAUUUUGCAAUACUGUUAUCGAGGACUCUGGAGCUGUCCUCAUCUGGUCAUCAGAAGAGCGCUUUUGUGUCACGUAAAACCAGUGACAACUUGAUUUUGAAAUGUUUCUACGAAGAGUCAAACGUCCAAGCUGUGGUCCAACAGUCAGCUUCUGAGAUCAUCCAGCAAGGAGACUCUGUGACUCUCAACUGUACAGUACACACUGGGACCUGUGAUGAAGAACACAGUGUGUACUGGUUCCAAAACUCAGACGAAUCCCAUUCUCAGUCCCAUCCUGGAGUCAUUUACACACAUUGGGGUGGGAAUGAUCAGUGUGAGAAAGAAGCUAAGACACAAACACACACCUGUGUCUACAACUUGCCAAUGAAUAACCUGAAUCUGUCUCAUGCUGGGACCUACUACUGUGCUGUUGCCUCAUGUGGACACAUACUGUUUGGAAAUGGAACAAAACUGGACUUUGAACAUAAUGUUUUCUGGAGCGGCACCUUUGCAGUCACCUCCAUCCUGAGUGUAUUGCUGGCUUUCUCAGUGUGUGUGAUCAGCAAGAAAUGCAUCUGCAAAUCUCCUGAAUCUCAAGCAAGUCUCCCCAAAGCAGAUGCAACGGGUUUCCAAGAGGCAGAAAGACUCUAUUUUCCAUCUUCAACUGUCAACCUGCACAACAGAUCAAGAAGUCAGAAGGAUCGCACCUGGAGUGAAUGUGUGUACUAUAGUGUAAAGCAGUAGUACGCAGAGAAGACACAGUGUUUAAAAUGUAGUAUUUCUUUUUAUGUUGGGUCAUGUUCACAAUAUAAUUUUUUUUGCUAGUUAAUCACAUUUGUAACGUCACUGUAGUUUGAAGCUAAAGAUGGAAUAAUGAAGGAAUCAUGAGAGACAAAUGUCAGUAUUCACUUCUUUUUUAAUCCUCAUUCUCUGCCAACAGUCUUUUAAUUUUUUAUUUUUUUUGUAAAUUUAAUGUUUCUGAAGCUCAAUAAACAUAAAACAGACUAAAAGACCUUCAAGCUUGAGACAAUAUCUGUGUGCCAUUUCAAUUCAGUGAUAACAUGUCUCAUUAUUGUGAUUAUUAUUAUUGUGUAUGAGAGAAUAAGCCAAGCUUGUCUCUUCAAGAGAAUGGAUCAUGAAAUGCAGUCAUUCUGCUGCCAAGUUAAGUAUAGAAACUAGACUUAAUCUGUUAUCCUAAAUACAAAAGGUCCCAAGCAGGAGUGGAUCUAGAGAAAUUUUCUUAGAGUGGCAGGGAAAUCAAAU